Microplitis demolitor is the source of this 3458-nucleotide messenger RNA. RefSeq names its product protein artichoke (gene conv). Gene Ontology annotation, molecular function: protein binding. The coding region runs from base 200 to 3415 and encodes 1071 amino acids. Lineage: Eukaryota; Metazoa; Arthropoda; Insecta; Hymenoptera; Braconidae. The transcript is spliced from 6 exons. The record is from RefSeq and is a predicted model, not a curated record.
ACGAUCAUGUAUCAAUCACUUGAACAAAAUAGAUUUUUAUAAACCUGCGACAGUUCCUUUGAAGUUUUAGUAGACUAGAACACCAGUGAUUGCAAUUAAUAGAUAAUUGAUAGUUGCAGUGAUGCGACUAUCAAUGAAAAAAGUCAAAAUAUAUUUUUUACUAUAAAAAAAUCCUCAUGUGAAUUUAUCUCAAAGAAAGAUGGUGAAUGUCCAACUGGUCUUACUGGGAGUUGUUUUACCAAUUUGGGGUGGCUAUAUUCCACCAGGUCCACGGUAUACAUGCCCUAAAGAGCUUCUCUACAUCUAUCCGUGCUCAUGUACUAAAGGAAGUGACUCAGGUCUAUAUAUAAGAUGCGAAAACACAAACCUAGCCAGUUUGAGUCUGGCUUUUUCAAAUUUGGGCAACGAAGCCGCCCCGAUUGAGGAACUAACCCUCUACAAAUGUAACAUAGCGAGGUUUUACGGUCCAGCACUUUAUCCGUUGGACGUUCGCGUGCUGCGAUUCAUCGAUACUCCGCUUAAGUCUAUUGAGGAGCACAGCUUUCUCGGAGUUAAUAGAACACUACAAGAAUUGUAUAUCGAAAGAAGCGAACUGGAACGUUUUCCACGUGAAGCGCUUCAAAUAUUAGGAAAUUUAUCGAUUAUGAAAAUAAUGGGACACAAAUUAACGUCAUUAGCUGGCAACAGUUUUAGCGGGAGUAUGCUGCCGGGAAAGCUGGAGAAAUUAGAAAUUAGUGACGGUUUGCUGUCGGUAUUACCAGCGGAUGCAUUGAUACCAUUGAAGAAAUUGAAAUCACUCGAUUUGCAUGGUAACAAAAUCGUUGAAUUGAAACGGAACCAAUUCAAAGGUUUGCGGGACACAGAAUUCUUAGAUCUGUCCCACAAUUUGAUCAACAAAUUAGAUCCCUCCCAUUUGGCGGAUUUGACCAAAAUGGGAUCCUGUAAUUUGUCCCACAACGCGAUCGGUGAACUGAAACGCGGAACGUUUGCACGAAACACUGUUUUGAAAGUUUUGAACCUCAGUCACAACAAAAUACGAAAAUUAGACUCUAAUACAUUCAGAGGAAUGCGAUUUUUACGCAGGCUUUUUUUGAGCGACAAUCAAAUAAAUGACGUAGGCCGCGGUACUUUCGGUUCCAUAACCCGGAUCGGAACGAUCGAUUUGGCGAGGAACCAGAUCAAGAGAAUUGACUACCAGAUGUUCAACCAACUGCAGUUUUCUGAUUUGGUGGACGUUUCGGAAAACCAGGUCACUGUAAUCGAAAAGCUGGCGUUCAAAGACUUGUUCUUGACCAAGAUCAACUUGUCCCACAACGCAAUCGACAAAAUAGAAGCUGGGGCUUUUGAAAACUGUGCCAACAUCACUCUACUGGAUUUGAGUUACAACAAAUUAGAAAAUAUUGCGAGAACCGCUUUUGAUAGCGCGACUUAUGCCAUGGAAUUGCAGCUUAGCUACAAUUUGCUCACUGCAUUGAACCAGGUUCCGCUUCACAACAUGACGGGUUUGAAAGUUCUGAACGUUUCCCACAAUAACAUCGCCUCGAUACCUCGACAAACAUUUCCCAAACUCUACGAGCUCCACACGAUUGACAUUUCCUACAACAAUCUAUCAGAAAUCCACUCGGCGAUUUUCCAGACCCUCUUCAGCCUGAGGUUUCUCAACAUGUCUCACAAUUCGUUGGAGAAAAUAAAGUCAUCGACUUUCGGGUCACUUCCCACAGUCUUGGAAUUGGACUUGAGUUACAAUAAGCUGAGAGAAGUCUCCAGAGGAAGCUUAGCCAAAUUGGCGAGUUGUCGUACGUUGACUGUGAAGAACAACAACCUGAAUAAGAUCUUCGAACUGCCGAUUUCUUUGGGCCACUUGGACUUUUCGGAGAACGAGUUGACGGAGAUACCGGCGAUUGAAGUCUGGCCGCCGAUGAAUUCGCUUCUUUCAUUGGAUUUGUCGCGGAAUCAGUUGGGUGACAAUUUGCAGCAUGGGAGUUUCCAACCCCUGUUGACCCUCAGGAUUCUGAACCUCGAAAGCAACAACAUCACACGUCCACCUUGGGCAGCAUUGAGCACGUUGACCAGUCUUCAGUAUCUCUACAUGCAGGACAAUAAGCUGACCAGUUUGGACAAAGCAGCUUUUGGGCUCCUGCCGAUCGUCUUUGAGCUUCAUCUGGCGAACAACAAAAUCCAUACGAUAAACCGGCGGGCGUUUGAAGGCCUACUGCAGCUGUUAACACUCAAUCUAACUGGUAAUAACCUGACGUAUAUUCCUAACGGAGCGUUCCAGGGUCUGGUAUCUCUGCGUACCCUCGAUCUUUCCAACAACAGAUUGGAGAAACUUGAUAACAAGACACACGGAUUACUCGACGAUUGCUUGUCGUUGGAAACGAUAAAUCUGAGUAACAACAGAAUAUCGUUUAUUACAAGAAAAACAUUUCCGAGCGAUCCAUGGCGGCCUUAUCGGCUCAAGCAAAUUGAUCUUUCUUACAAUACUAUGCCUGUUGUUACCUUCGAUCUGACUACUGGUACCAAGAAAGUUGUUUCUUUGAACCUCAGCCAUAAUAACAUCAAUGAGAUACGGAGAUAUGUUCUCGGGAACUUAACAUCCCUCCAGACACUGGAUCUAUCGCACAACGACCUGAAUGACCUGUCAGAGGAGUACGUUUUCGAGCCGCCCGAGAAUCUAAGCUCCCUAUACCUGAGCAACAAUCACUUCAGCCACCUGCCGAUGGACAAAAUCCUAAAAAUGCCAAACCUCAAACUCCUGGACCUAAAAAACAACGAGCUCGGUAAUUUCGACUCGAAUUACAUGAAAAUAGUAAAAAAUAACACCGAUCUGAGGUUCGGAGGGAAUCCAUUGCAUUGCGAUUGUUACGCCCGGCCACUUCGUAGAUGGCUCGAGACCUUGACGGAAAUUCCAACCAAGUGGUUGGACUUGACCUGCGCGAGUCCAGAUUACGUUGCCAAUAAACCUCUUGUCGACGUUGCUGAAGAGUUGAUGACGUGCGGGGAACGUGAAAUACACGAUAAUACCGAAUUGGAAAUAACACCGGACAUUAAAUUCCGCAAUAUCGAACACGACGAAGAAGAGAAUUCGUGGAAGGUUACGUGGUACGUGACGUCCCGAGGGGAUGUUGGUGAUUUUUAUAUCGUCGUUCGCGAAGUAGGAGGCAAUAAACCGCUUUUAGAAAAGGAUCUUGUAUACAAAGAGAGAUCUUUUAAGAUGAAAGAUUUGCCGGAAUCGAUGAAUAUCAAAUACGAGCUAUGUGUACUUGCAAGAGAUUCUAUCGGCAAUGUCAAGCACUUUAGAAGUUCUCAGUGUCAGUUGCUUAACAAACGACCGAUUAUAUCGUCAAACUCAUCAGCGUUAACCGGCUACCUGACUCUAACACUCGUUACCAUUACUCUAAUCGCUGUGAUGUAAAUAAUCUGUAUAUUAUUAUUUGUUAACAAAAUAUGUAAUUUAA